AUGAUAUANUUGCUCAGAAAUCUUUCCAGCUAUUAUUACAAGGAUGCCAGCCUUCUCUUCUGUGUGCGUAUUGCUCAGGGGUUUGUGCAUAUGGGAAAGGGUCUAUUAACUCUCAGUCCCUUUCACUCUGAACGGCUGUUGCUAUCGCCAACCGCUCUUGCUGGUAUAGUGACAUUGUUGCAUGCCUGCCUUGACAUGCAAUCCAUCAUACUGGGGAAAUACCACUAUGUGCUCUACUUCAUUGUUUUGGCGAUGCAGCCAAGAAUGAUGCUUACGGUGGACGAGAACCUGAAGCCUAUCUCAGUGCCAGUGCGGGUAGGACAAGCAGUUGAUGUGGUUGGACAGGCGGGUCGACCGAAGACAAUCACGGGGUUCCAAACACACUCGACACCAGUUCUCCUUGCUGCUGGGGAGAGAGCCGAACUCGCAACCGAGAAGUACAUUCCGUUGUCGCCCAUAUUAGAAGGUUUCAUCAUACUGAAAGAAAAUCCAGACUACAGAGAAGAGUGAAUCCAAAGUUGGAAGUGCGACCGAGCAUAUGAAAGAUAGAGAGAGCCUUAGAAUACUUAAAACUGUGGUUUUAUGUGCACAAUUAGUCAUUUUCUUAGUUUAAUCGAGUCUGUUCCCAAGAAAUGGGUUCACAAUCUCUCUUUUUCGAAAAGAAAAAUCGCUUCAUGUAGGAACUUUUUGUGCACUUUCAAAUCUAAAUUUUUUAACCUGGUUCUUUUAA
This is a messenger RNA of Camelina sativa (false flax), 730 nucleotides long. The record is from RefSeq and is a predicted model, not a curated record. Lineage: Eukaryota; Viridiplantae; Streptophyta; Magnoliopsida; Brassicales; Brassicaceae.